This is a messenger RNA of Aspergillus caelatus, 1173 nucleotides long. RefSeq lists its product as uncharacterized. Bases 1 to 1173 code for a protein of 390 amino acids. The transcript has 3 exons. The record is from RefSeq and is a predicted model, not a curated record. Lineage: Eukaryota; Fungi; Ascomycota; Eurotiomycetes; Eurotiales; Aspergillaceae.
AUGCUGACGACCAUGGAGCCACAUCCCAUGAAGUGCGAUCUGGAUGAGGGUCGCCUGAAUGCCAAGUGUCGCGACCGAAAGUUUACUACGUUCCUGGACUUGAAGUUUGAUUAUCACACCGAGUUCAUAAACCGUCUACGCGAACAUGCCCAGGUGACCAAUUACAGCUGGACUGAACUUCAAACCUUCGAGUCCAAGAGACGCUUCUGUGCUGAGAGAUUCGUGGAAAAGUACGGCAUGACAUACUGGGGCGCGGAAACCCGCAAGAUGUACCUGCUGCCAGAUGCUUUCAACGAGCCUGAAUCUCUCUGUACCUACCCAGAGCGGAAAGAUGAAAUCAUUCGCACGGUUGCUCUCUUGCUUGAAAGAAAGGCAAAUAGUGCUAUGAGGAACAAAGACAAACAGAAUGCGAUAGAGCUCGCCACACCCACUCGACGCACUUCUGCUUCUGUGCCACCGCUCUGGGGAAAUUCUCCCUAUGCCACAUCAACUUCAAGCCCGGAGCUUUUCAGAUCUACCGCGAACCAGACAAAUGAUGGAGAUGACAAACUCAAGAGAAGGGCAUCCGACAGACACAAGACGUCGACCAAUUGGGGCAUGGACGCCUCAGAAUCCACUAGCCAAAAGCCUGGUAUCUCAGCGCCGAGUGGUAUACGCCCAUUUAGCUUCAUUUGGGGUGAUUGCAAGGAGAACAAUGGCAACAGUCUUCCCGAGCCAACAAGCCUGAAAGCGGAUGGGACCAGUGCUAACAAUAAGACAAGCGCAACUGAUGACAAGGUGAGUAAUCUAGAGGGACACUACCCGAAUGGUACCAAAUUCUUGGUGGAGGCUUCGAACCAGGAAGGAAUGGCUCCUGUCUGGGUGUCGUUUCAGAAUUUCCCGUCCGCAUCUUCGUUCUUGGGGCACAUGGCUGCUGAGUGCAGUGUGGUUGAGUGGAGUCCGUCCCAACAGAUCUUGACGGAAAACUCGAACUGGCAGACUGGGCAAUCGGUCCUGGCAGCUUCCGUCAGGUUUGAAUGGUCAGAAUUUGAAAUUCGUGUCCGGCAGGGGGUCGAUCACGACCUGACUAUUGUUUUCCAAGAACUACAGAAGGCUUGGAAGGCUAAGGAACUCAAUCUGGAUGGUGGCUCAGUUCAGCAGUUCAGGAUUAAAGUGAUGCUCCACGUUGGUUGA